Morone saxatilis (striped sea-bass) is the source of this 4088-nucleotide messenger RNA. RefSeq names its product apoptosis regulator BAX-like. Gene Ontology annotation, cellular component: mitochondrial outer membrane. Gene Ontology annotation, biological process: intrinsic apoptotic signaling pathway in response to DNA damage; release of cytochrome c from mitochondria; mitochondrial fusion. The record is from RefSeq and is a predicted model, not a curated record. Gene Ontology annotation, molecular function: channel activity; protein heterodimerization activity; protein homodimerization activity. NCBI's taxonomy places the organism in Eukaryota, Metazoa, Chordata, Actinopteri, Moronidae. Bases 205 to 819 code for a protein of 204 amino acids. The transcript has 6 exons.
GUUUCUACUCGGACGCCUUAAAGUCAGGGACAGUAGGUUUGCACCACAGUGUACAGGAGCAGGACUCGACUUUACUUCACUUUCGAUGUGUGUUUCCUGGACUUUGCGGGUUUCAUCGCCUCGUGGAGGACAGUUCGUUCGGAGACCCACUUUUACAUGAGUCAUAUUUCAGCUUUCAAGUUCAUUUAAGAGUUUUUGAGAACUAUGGCCUGUGAAGGAAACGGUAUGUCAGAUGAGAGGAUAGGGGAGGCCCUGAUCAAAGAGGUCAUACAAGAGGAGCUGAAAGACGUGCCCAGAGAGGACGUCCCACCCCUCACCCCAGUGACUGGUAAAGUAAAGGAGGAGGAGGAGAAGGUGGUGAACCAGCUGGCCAAAAUAACCCGCAUCAUCGGCGACAGGGUCAAAGACGAUGCCGAGUUAAAAGAUGCGAUAGAUGGGUUCAUUGGUUGCCCCAGCUCCUGCUCUAUGUCGGACAGAUUUAAGGAAGUGGCAAACAAAGUGUUAGAAUCUGGGAUCACCUGGGAGAGGAUCGCCGUGCUUUUCUACGUCGCCGGCAAGCUGGCUCACAGGAUGGUGGAGGCCCAUAUCCCUCAGUCAGUGAGGGACAUCCUGAGGUGGACCAUGGAGUUUUUCAGGAUCAAUCUACUGGGCUGGAUUCGGGAACAUGGAGGAUGGAUCAACAGUUUCUCAGAUCUGGCGACGGUGUCCAUGCAGAGCGUGUCAUCGAUGAGCUCUCAGAGCUCUGCCCUCGCCCUCAUCUUCAUCAGUGGCCUGGCAAUAGGAAGCUUCAUCAGCUGGAGACUGACCAGACAGUCCUGAGGCGCGCUCACUUACACACACACACACACAUGCACACUCACACACACACACACACACACACACACCCCAGACCUGGGUCUCAAAUAAUUCUAGGCAUUUACCAAAUCAGCCUUUGAGCCGAGUAUGAAAUGUUUACCAGAGGGUUUAUUAUUCAGGGUUGUCAUGUAAAGACAACGUGUCUGACAAAGAGGCCGGAUGCUGUCACCUCCUGAUUACAUGUUGCCAUGAGAUGGUCAAAUCGUAAAAUGUGCCUGAACCUCAAACACAAUCUAUUUUUCUACCCUCUCAAAUGUUAUUUAUGCAAACAUAAGUGAACGUACUGUAUUAGGGAGGAGCCCUCCAUACUAAAUAAUAUAUUAGUGUAAUUAUGAGACAGAAAAUCUACAAAUGCCAAUGUGGGCUUUCUUAUGGCCUCUUGUUUAACAGCGGUAAACAGGUUCUAACACUGGGUGUGACCAUCCUGACGUUGUGUGUUCUUAAAGCUCUACCUGUGUGAAAUAGGUACUUGCACAUCAGAUUUUGGUACCCUUAUUUAUUAGUGUGUACCGCCACGUAUUUUGGUCCACACCCCUAAACACCCGCGUAAGGGCACGGUCACACACAUGCAGGGCCAUCGCCUGCUAAGGUGAACGCACACAGUCCUUCUUUGCUGUUAGUUGAGGAAGCAAUUCAAUUUCACAUGUGUGACCGUGUAUUUUUUCCACAAAGACCCGCCCUAUUCUGCCACUGAUUGGCUAGUGUUUGUUGCCUUCAUUGGUUUGGUUUGGUUUGGUUUGGUUUAGGCAUGAGGAGUGAGAUGGUUUAGAAAAAAUGCCAAGGUCAGAGGCAGAGUAGUGACGGAUCUUCACGAAAUACGGGUGGGGGAAAAAAAUGGGUAUGUUUUCAUUAGUGUAUAAUCAGCUGAAUAUAGGAAUCGAUGUGUGUUUGUUACUUUAGAAUGAGCUGUUUGUAUCGACAGACGCUGCGGGUCGCCUUCAAUGGAUUCGUGUUUCUACAGUAGCCCAGAAAGGACAAACCAAACACUGGAUAGAGGUGUUUCACGGCCAAUGUAACUUCUCCUGUGUGCUAGGAAGGGGUGGGUGAAGUGAGGGAGUUGCAAUCUGCAACUACACUGCCAUCCAGGUAUAUUAAUGGUGACCAAAGUACAUUUAGCAACCCAUUUUAGCAUUUUGCAAACAGAGAGAGUUUGGUGUUAUGUUAGAAGACAUUCAGAUAGAUAUUUUAUAAGCACGGACAGUAAACAUGUCGAUGUCAUUUGGUACCGCGUUUGUUUCAAACUGUUUGUGGCUUCACUGCUGUUGUAAAAAACGGAAUCCCAGUUGAAAAAAUCCAAGAAUAACGUGUUGUGUUUUUUAGGCAACCAAACUAAAACAUGCUGCUAACGAAAAGUCAACAGCAGAUUCUGUCUGUCCCUGUAUGAUACAGCGAGAGAGACACCGAAAGAAGCAGUACGGGACAAGCUGGUGUGUGUGUGUGCAGUAAGAGACUAAAGUUUAGGUGUGUGUGUGUGUGGGAAUGAAGAACUGAAGGGAAAAGCAAGGUUAGCAAAUUAAAGUAGUAAAUGAAUCAACAUUAAAAUAUAUAUAAUUGCAACUCCCCCGCUUUACCCUCCCUUUCCAAAUGUGUAGAAGAAACUACGGUGGCUGCGAAACACACGAAAAAAGAGCCAGUGUUUGGUUUGUCUGUUCUGGGCUCCUGUAGAGGAGCCCCUCUAGAUGAAAUAGUAACAAAAACACCAAUAUUCUAAUUUUCAGGUGAUUGUACACUCAAAAAUAGAUCCUCUUAAAUGUUACGCAGUGGACCAUUAAGCAGAAUUAAAAUGGUUAAUUAAGAAAUAAUAAUAACCUACUAGAAAUUGAAAUUGGUCCAAAAAAGCCUGAUCAGGGCACCUUUACUGAUUAUAACCUUGCAGGCUUGUCUAGCUGUUCUGUACAUGAAUAUUCAUACACAUUUAUACUUAUUUUCUUUUUUUAAGAUAUUUUUUUGGCCUUUUUAUUGCCUUUAUUUUUGUCUGAAGAUAGACAAGAAAGGGGGGCAGAGAGAGGGGAUGACACGCAGAAAAGGGCCGCAGGUCGGAUUCGAACCCUGGGCCACUGCAGCAAGGACUCUGCCUCAGUAUGUGGGUCGCCAGCUUUACUGACUGAGCUAACCGGAUGCCCUUAUACUUAUUUUCAAAAGUAUUUAACCACAAUUAUGAUCCUUCCAAAAUAAUUUAGCAUUUCUGUAUGAGUAAGUCGUACAAGUGUACAAGUUCCACAUUUUAUAGAUUUUUCCGAAGUCAGUUUAGUUUAGACAUAAGUCAGUUUCAUUUAAUAAUAUAAUAUCACAAAAAAAUACACUUUAAUUGGGGAAAUGGAAGAAAUCUCGGAAGAGCAACAGAUGAUAGAUCCGUCUUCAGGGCUGACAGACAUGCAAUAGAUGUCGCGAAUAGACCGACAGGACAACUUUACAGUCCGGACAAUCAUGGUGACAAUAUUAUAUCAGAUUGAGACUGAGACCAAGUUGCCUGAAGGGUGAAGGUAACAGGUUGCAGUAAUUAAAGAAUAAGAAAGUAACUGAAAGUCAAGGAGAAAAUUGUGUCAGCACAAGUUUUACACCAGCACAAAUAACAUGAAGGAACUCGGGGGUCAAAUCACGUUUAAUGUAUUUCCAAUAUGUUCUUCCAUCUAGUUGAGAAAUAGUGUAUCUGUGUUAAUUGUUGCCUGAUUAACAAACUGUCAUUCCACAUUUUAUUCUGUAUCAUGCACUUGGGGAGAGCAGUUUAGUCAGCAAUAAGCAUUUUGAUUACCUAUGUGUCAUUUCCAUUCAUAUAUGACACUAAACUCUGCACAUUGGGUACAAACUGCAUUUUUAUGUGAUUUCCACUAACAACAAAUUACGUGACAUUCUCAUCAUAAUUUGCAGUACCAAUGAAUUACGCAAAGGUUUUCAAAAGGAAAAUAAAAGAACAACAGAGAGUUUUACCCGAAAUGAUUUAAUGUAUUUAUUGACAGACAAAGCAUUAGUUUCCCCUCAUCUCUCUGUCAUCCACAGUAGUUGAACUUUUUUCUGUCUCAUGUGCGUUCCGUUUCUGAAAAGUGCCAUACAUAUAUAUCAUCAUCAUUUUUCUUUCAUAUUUUCUUUUUAAACCACAUUACUCAGUCUUUGUAAAACUGUGCCUUUUUAAAUUGUAAAAUCAUGGUGUAAAUCAUGUCUGGAGGAAUCUCUACCACUUUGCAAUACAAGAGGUACUUUCUGUACAUGAAGUGAACGAAUAUUAAAGCCAUGUU